UUGCUGGGUAUCACUGUUAUCACAAAUUAAACCCUUAUCGUUUACCAUGAUUUCUGUGAUAGACAUAGAAGUGCUCUCCUCUGCCUAAUCUAAUACUUCAUAAAAUGGUUCACUAGCAUGAAUGGCGUCUAAAUGGUUUCAGGUUGUUACAUGCAAGAAUUUUUCAUGACGUUGCCUAGGCCGGCCAAAUGGCGGCGCAUUAUGUGGAAAAUGUGUCAUUCGGGAUGGAUGGUUCCAAAAAAUUUUCUGGCGGGUGGAAUAUGCUAUUGGAACCCUGGGGUUUCAUCGCCCAAAUUUUUUGUAAGGAUGUCUGCACGGUACUUUCCAGGAUCUACUUUUCAUGAUACCAAUAGCAUCGAAACCAUCAACAACAAUGAGAAGCAUCCUCGUGAUUUGGAGCAAGCUCCAGUCGAAUUCCACGCUGUAAAGCGUACCAUGGGAAACCCUAGUGUUCUUGGUCUAUGGUCUUUUGGCAUGGUCACCAUCUUAUUGGGUACUUAUAACCUAUUUUUGCCUACCACCAGUAACCACAUCAUCUUCCCAAGUGGCUUUAUGUUUGGCGGUCUGGCUCAAUUUAUCGCUGGCUUUAUGGACUUCUGGUACGGCGGAACCUUUGGAGGAACUGUCUUCGUCUCCUAUGGUGCUUUCUGGACUGGACAAGCCCUCAUGAUGUUGCAACAGUUCUCAUCUACUCUUGAUGCUUAUACCACCAAGGCUGAUGCAGAUAUCGCAACAGGCAUCUAUCAUAUCUUCUGGGCAGCAUAUACUUUCUUCCUUUUCGGAAUCUCUUUGAAGGUCAAAGGCGGUAACUUCCUUUUGAACUGGUGUCUCGCCUUCGUCGGUAUUACCUUACUUUUGGAGGCAUUGCAAGCUUUUACUGGACUUUAUGUCCUUCUUCGUAUUUCUGGUGUCACUGCCUACCUCGCCGCCAUUGGCGCAUACUACAAAGGUUUGGCCGAGCUUAUGGAAGAACAAGACGUCGACAUAUACAUUGGUUACAGACAUUAAAUGUUCCAUUAGAACCAAUUCACUAUUAAUGUACAUACAUAAUCAUAGACACUUU
Molecule: messenger RNA, 1063 nt
Organism: Umbelopsis ramanniana AG
Lineage: Eukaryota; Fungi; Mucoromycota; Umbelopsidomycetes; Umbelopsidales; Umbelopsidaceae
Exons: 2
Coding region: 133-1008 (291 amino acids)
Cellular component (GO): plasma membrane
Molecular function (GO): acetate transmembrane transporter activity
Source: RefSeq, a predicted model, not a curated record